Molecule: messenger RNA, 2097 nt
Organism: Pteropus alecto (black flying fox)
Lineage: Eukaryota; Metazoa; Chordata; Mammalia; Chiroptera; Pteropodidae
Product: mesothelin-like protein
Exons: 16
Coding region: 1-2097 (698 amino acids)
Biological process (GO): cell-matrix adhesion
Cellular component (GO): cell surface
Source: RefSeq, a predicted model, not a curated record
AUGGGCCCAAGAGCAGGUGCCCUGGUGAGCCUGGGCCUCAUCCUCUUCAUGUGGCUUACUGCCCACUGCUCUCGUCCCCAGGCUGAGGGCUUCUCCCAGGGAGGGCUGGAUGCCAGCAGGGCCAACGUGUGGGCCACUACCCUCCUCCUUCUGCCCAAUGCCAGCACCUCCCUCCUGCAAGACUUCUGGUGCCAGCCAGCCAAUCAGCUGUCCCGGGACCAGCUUUCGGCUCUGAUCAGGAGGAUGGCAUCACAGCAGGUUCUCCUCAAAGCCUGGCAGCUCAGCUGUCUUGCCAACUUGGCCACCCAGCACGGCCUCCAGGGCGACUUCGCACUCCACCCACCAGACCUGUUGCUCUUCUAUAACCUGGCACAGGUGAGGGAAGCCGACUGCCGGGCCUUCACCCGCCGUGCAGCUCAGGGGGACACAGAACUGCUGGCCAACCUGCCUGACCAGAGGGCCGCCCUGCAGCACUCAGCCUUGGCCUGCCUGGGAGGGCGCCACCCUUGGCUCAGUGCCUCUGACCUACUGCUCCUUGGAAUCCUGGUGUGUGACAUGGAUGCAUCCAUCAUUGUGGCCUCGGACCCCCACGUGCUACAGAACCUGCAGCGCUGCCCCCGCCUGACCCCUGCCCAGCAGGCUGCCCUCAACAAACUGCUGGCCAGCGGGAGGACCAUGCUCGGGCCCCCUAGCUCUUGGAACCUAGAGGGGCUGAAGUCUCUGGGACCCCUGGCCACCUACAUCAGCCCCAGCUUGUGGAUGCAGGUGCAGGAGGCCAUAGGCCUGGAUUUCUUUGGCAGUAUGGUGGCUGCAUUCAGGGCAGGGACACUCAGCCAGCAUGAUGCCAGGCGCUUUGUCACUAGCUUCCUGAAAGCCAAGUUGAUGUCCUCACGGCCCAAGCGGGGCACAGGGAGGCCCUGCACCCACGGCAACAUCACAGCAGCCACGCUGCAGGAUGACCUCUUCUUGGUGCACUACGACUGCUUGCAGCUUGAGUCCUGCCUGGGCAGCCGUGUGCUCAGGGCCAGCCUGGACCCUCUGCUGCAGCACCCACUUCCUAAGCGUGUCAUCAAAGCCAAGCUGGCUCAGAUCUACCCGAGUGGCAUCCCAGAGGAGCAGCUGCAGCUCAUCACCUCGCUGGUCUACCUCUACUCUCGCACAGAGAUUGGCCUGUGGAACAUCACAUCCAGGGACACAGUCAUGGCCCUGCUGGCCUCGGACGUGGCCCUGGAGAACCAGACGGAGGCCAUCCUGCAGAAAUUCCUGGACCACAAAGGCAACAUCACGAGUGCCCUGCUUGUGGCCAUUGGGGGCUCCCGCCUCUGCUGGAUGAGUCCCCAGCAGAUCCAGGCCAUCCAGCCCUCGGAGUUCCGACUGGCCGGGGCCCUGGACAUCUCCUCCUGCCCUCAGAGACGGAAGGACAUACUCUACACCAGAGCCCGAGAAGCCUUCAGCAGCAUCAGGACCAUGGACACCUACUACCACUUCAUACGCCCCUAUCUCGGUGGUGCCCCAGUGGAGGACCUGCAGCACCUGGCCCAGGCUAACAUCUCCAUGGACAUUGACACCUUCACCAACCUGAACCCCCAAGUGCUGCAGAACCUAAGUGUCGACAACGUGAUAAUGCUGCUGGGCCAGAAUGUGGUGGACCUGCAGAAAGCACGCAGCCACCCAAUCAUCAUCUCCUGGCUCCACAGCAAGAACAGGUCGACCCUGGAUGAGCUACGCCUGGACAAAGACCCCAUCAGCCCCACCAACCCCACCAGCUCAGCCCAUUUGACUACUGGGACUCCCAACACCACCCCCUGGGUGCCCCAUCCAGCCACCACCUCGGGCAGGCCUGGGAAUGAUGCCCCUACCUCAGGCAGCCCACCAGCCCACCUGGGGUACCUGCCAAUUGCUAUGGGCUUGCCCUCCAGCCUCCUGUGGUUGCUGUAUCGAAGUACCCUGGGGUCCAGUUGGGACUGCUCAUGGGGCACCUGCACCAUGGCCCCCGAACACGGCACUGUUCCAGCACCACAUGCAGGAAAACUGGGGCUGGGGCCUGCAGGGCUGGUCCCCACCCACACCCAGCUCCAGGACAUGGAGCUGGACUGA